CCAACCACUCUUUUCACCAGCGAUGCGUCAAACGUAAUCAGUGACGUCACUCGCUCGAAACACAGCCAUCGAUACGCGCUACACUAACAACUUCCGGGAUUUCUUGAUACACGCCUAGAAGUAUCGCUAGCUAACUGUAGCGUUAGCAAAGCAGCUCCAGGGAUGGCGGAGGUUCCCGGGACAUCAAGUGAGACGAUAACAGAGACUGUUCCGACCAGUACACCGCCACCGCCCCAGCAGGAGGGACGAAGCCUGACCAUCAAGCUAAGAAAGAGAAAGACUGAAAAGAAGGUAGAGUGGUCCAGCGACACUGUUGACAACGAACACUUAGGAAGAAGGUCUUCAAAGUGCUGCUGUGUUUAUGAGAAGCCCAGACAGUUUGGAGAGUCGUCCUCUGAAAGUGAGGGAGAUGAUGAUGAAGAAGGAUGCGGCAGCGCUCACUGCAUCCUGGGCCAUGGCAGGAGACGCUAUGGACAGAGAGGGGAUGGAGAGACCACAGUGCCCCCAAACUCUGGAGCGUCAGAUGGCCACUAAUGAACGCUGUAUACUGAAUGUGGGGUCUGAGGGAUUUGUCACCAUGACACACAAAGCUGAGGUACAGGCAGGCGCAAUGCUGCUUUGGUUUGGUGUCAUAUGUCCCAAGCUGCCAGAGCAGGAUGACAGCUUCUGUACUGCUGCUGUGAAAACAUGUUAAGUAUAGCGCUAACUAACAUACACAAACACUUAUGUUUGACAUUAUAAUUUUAUUCUACCACCAGGGAUAAAUGCAUUAAUAAAUUUUAUAGAGGCCAUACCUGUUAUAGUCUUUUACAGAUCACACAUCUGAUCAGAGAUCUCUGCUGAGCAUUUACAAGUAUGACGAAUUUAUUUGGGCGAAUUGUGUUUCCAUUCUUCAGGCAGUCCUUGAUUACCAUUCAUUACACUAUGCUAUAAAAUAAGUGUAUAUCUGACAUAUGUAAUCUAUCACAGUGUAUAUUGUGCUGCUAUAUUUUUUGAAGGAAGGCAGUUAGGGUUGCAACCUGAAUGAUAAUCCAUUGGCUAAAUACAUUAAUCCACACUUAAAAAUUAUUGUUAUAAAAUUGAGAAGAGUAGAAAAACUCAUUGCACCAUUUGUGAUUUGAAAGUAAUGUUCAGUAUCCAAUCUAAUUAUGUAAAAACUCAUUCAGUUUAUCAUUACACAAGACAGAGGGAAUCAUGCAAUUGUCCCACAAGCCAAGACAAAUAAAAACAGUUGCAAAACCUUUUUUGUCAAUUAAUUGUUAACCUCAAUGCCAAAUAUCACCCAUAAAGAAAAUAUAUAUAAAAAGUGUGCUUUAAUAAAUGCUAAGUAGCAGCAG
Molecule: messenger RNA, 1337 nt
Organism: Betta splendens (Siamese fighting fish)
Lineage: Eukaryota; Metazoa; Chordata; Actinopteri; Anabantiformes; Osphronemidae
Gene: ppp1r11
Product: protein phosphatase 1, regulatory (inhibitor) subunit 11
Exons: 4
Coding region: 163-534 (123 amino acids)
Cellular component (GO): nucleus
Molecular function (GO): protein serine/threonine phosphatase inhibitor activity; protein phosphatase 1 binding
Source: RefSeq, a predicted model, not a curated record